Molecule: messenger RNA, 1104 nt
Organism: Capsella rubella
Lineage: Eukaryota; Viridiplantae; Streptophyta; Magnoliopsida; Brassicales; Brassicaceae
Exons: 3
Coding region: 27-920 (297 amino acids)
Source: RefSeq, a predicted model, not a curated record
UACGCUUUCCAGAUCUAGAAGAAACAAUGCAAUCUUCCCCGAUCCUAUUAGACUUCUCCCCCGCCUUUCACCACCCACGCGCCGCCGCGUUAGCCACUACUUCCGCCGUAACCAAUUCACAUCCUCCGACGAGAAAAUUUCGCUCUCUAUCCUCCUUUUCUCCUUCCUCGACACUAUUAGCUUCUUCUUCUUCUUCUUCUUGUUCUUCUUCUCGUAGAUGUUUCACCUGCCGAUUUGGCGACGGUUCUUCGCGGUUCGAUACGAGCGAGGAUGAAAAUGAAAUUGAAAUCGAAAUCGAUGAUGAAGAUGAUUAUUGUUUGACAGAUGGGAAGACAGAGGAAUUGGUAGGCGACGAUGGAGUUCUCAUAGAGGUGAAGAAACUCGAGAAGAGCUCUCGGCGGAUUCGUUCCAAGGUUGGUAUGGAAGCGAGCCUCGAUUCGGUUUGGAGCGUAUUGACUGAUUACGAGAAGUUAUCUGAUUUCAUCCCAGGCCUUGUUGUUAGCGAAUUGGUUGAGAAAGAAGGGAACCGUGUUCGUCUUUUCCAGAUGGGACAGCAGAACUUAGCACUGGGUCUUAAGUUCAAUGCCAAAGCUGUUCUAGAUUGUUUUGAGAAAGAGCUUGAGAUUUUGCCACAUGGGAGGAGACGUGAAAUCGAUUUUAAGAUGGUCGAAGGCGAUUUCCAAUUGUUUGAAGGCAAAUGGUCCAUUGAACAACUUGACAAAGGGAUUCACCAGGAGGAUAUGGAUUUUCAGUUUAAAGAUUUCCGGACGACGCUUGCAUACACGGUGGAUGUAAAACCAAAGAUGUGGUUGCCAGUGCGGCUAGUUGAAGGAAGAUUAUGCAAAGAGAUCAAAACAAAUCUUUUGAGUAUCCGAGAUGCAGCUCAGAAAGUUAUCGAAGGUGUUAUUCAUGAUCUUUGAGUUUUCUCUUAUACCAAGCUGAGGUAGCCACUUCUCUGCAGGUUAGAAGAUAUAGAUACGAUGAGCCUAUAUAGUUUCUUUUUGGUGACUUUUGAAAGGUUAUGUAAGUGGCUUUAUAUACACAUUGUUCUCAACUGUAUAUUCUGAAUCUUUAAGCUUUGAAUAUACCAAGUUUUAACUCACA